Molecule: messenger RNA, 1959 nt
Organism: Hyalella azteca
Lineage: Eukaryota; Metazoa; Arthropoda; Malacostraca; Amphipoda; Hyalellidae
Source: RefSeq, a predicted model, not a curated record
CAAGAACUAUUUUUGCUUCAUAACUUAUUUUUAGUGACAGGGACAACUAACAUCUCCAAGCCUACGACAAGAACUAUUUUUGCUUCAUAACUUAUUUUUAGUGACAGGGACAACUAACAUAUCCAAGCCUACGACGAGAACUAUUUUUGCUUCAUAACUUAUUUUUAGUGACAGGGACAACUAACAUAUCCAAGCCUACGACAAGAACUAUUUUUGCUUCAUAACUUAUUUUUAGUGACAGGGACAACUAACAUAUCCAAGCCUACGACGAGAACUAUUUUUGCUCCUGAAAUCAAUCAUUACGAUAGCGAGGAUAUGAUGCGUGGGACAAGGUGUUCAGUGUUGCUGUUGUUGCUCAGUGUCGUGUUCUCGGACGCCGCCCGGACUGCCAAGAUGCCAAACUUGAGUGACGAUAAAGUCGCUAAGGAGUACACGCAGUUUACCGACAGGAGAUUGCUUGAAACAUGGAACACAUCCUCUGCUAGUGGAUCGAGCUUCCGGCUGCCGGAUUCUGUCAACAACUUGAAGGUUAAAACUAACAGCAGCAGCCCGCACAAGAACGAGAAGAACGUCACUAUGAAUUUGAACAUACCGGCCUCAGUGAACGAUUUUGUGCUGGAAGAAAUAGAUUUGAAAUACGUCAAAAAGCUUCGCAAGAAGUCUAAAAGUGAUAAGGUGUCAAAUUUAUUCAUAAAAUAUUUCACAAACCGAAGCUCUAACCUGCAUCUCAGUUCGGUGACCAAAGAAGAAGGACCGAGGGCCGAAUUUUAUCAUUACGAAGAUCUCAAAGAGCGCAGGGAUAACCCAGAGAAUAGAGAAGCCGUAGAUGAGCCGCAGUCUUUUGAACGUCCCUUCCGAUUCCAGAACAAGUACCCUCUAAGGCUCCUAGAAAAAGUUAGGUCAAGUAACAAUAGAUUGAAGAAAAUGAGACAGGCGAAACGAAUUGAAGGAGACAUGCUGAAUGUCAACGGCCAUGACGAGAGACUUCGGAGGUCGUCUAAUGAGGAAGAAAUGGAUCUCACUGAAGACGAUUUAUUAGCUCUUGAGUCAAUCUUAGUCAAUAAAACUGUCACUAAUUCCGAGAUGGAUCCAAAAGAAAUUGAUCGUUAUGACUCUUCGCCUGCUUUUCAAAUAAGAAAAGAACAAGAAAUUGACCUGGCUUUACCUGACAUCAUAAAAAUUUUUGAGAAAACAGUAGAAACAAAUCAAGAUUCUAAAGAUGACCAAAAAAUAAAAGAGACCUAUACAAAUGGUAGUAGAAGUGCCGACAACGGGACGGGAAAAGUAGAACCGCAACCGCAUGUAUCAAAUAAAGCAGAAAAGACCCAAGACUUAGGAAGUUGGUUUAGCAAGCAACUUCCUCAGUAUUUUUUCUCGGUUCUACAGCCCUUUCGUCCGGGGAUGUUUUCCGGAGGCAACAUUUUACCCAGACGGAAGCGUUCCACUGAAACUGACAAAAUUUCAGACGAUGCUGAAAGCCGUGAAGAACCAUACAAAAAGUUCAAGUACAGUUAUGUUAAAAACCCCAGACUAAAGCAUAAGAAUCGUCUCGUGGCACCGUUGUUUUCAAGCAAGACUUCAGCUCCAAAACGACCAACGCCCAAAAAAAUCCUGGGAUUUAUCAAGCAAAUCCCUGACGACAUUGAAGGCCCUUCGGAUUAUCAACAAAAAGAUCAUCCCGCUAGUCCAUCUUUACAAAUUUUCUCAAAUUUCCGGUCCCCCAUAUCGGCUGAAAAUUUUAUCCCGUUGAAGACUUUCGAGCUCCAGUUGAACAAACCGACGGAGAAAGACGCCGGCCUCACAAGGGAAGAAGUGCAAAGGAAAUUAUCAAAACUCGACUAUUAUUUUUCUUCACUUAAAGUAGAAGAAGAAGAAUGCAGACAGAGGCUGCUGUGCGAGGUGGCUCAAGAUCCUGUACACUUCGCACCGCUCGCCGAAAUGUUUACUUUGGAGACCAGG